This is a messenger RNA of Neodiprion fabricii, 1767 nucleotides long. RefSeq names its product proline-rich protein PRCC. Gene Ontology annotation, cellular component: nucleus. Lineage: Eukaryota; Metazoa; Arthropoda; Insecta; Hymenoptera; Diprionidae. The transcript has 3 exons. The record is from RefSeq and is a predicted model, not a curated record. Bases 86 to 1522 code for a protein of 478 amino acids.
UUUCUAUACUCGCCCCUGCAGAAAACUGUGAGAAAUACGAGAAAUGUCAAAAUAGGUUAUAAAUAUAUCUCGGAAAUUUUUAAAUAUGAGUUUGGUCGCUUACGAUAACAGUAGCGAUGAGGAUGCUGACGAUGACGAAAUAUCCAUUAAAUCUGUUGAAAGUAAUGCUGAAAAGUUGGUUAAAAAUUCUAGAACGGUUAUGAACCUACCAGCUCCAAACGACGUCACUGGCAUAACAAAUUCUUCACUGGAUGAUGACAAUGAUAAGAAUUGUGAAUUGAAAGUGUCAGAGAUCCCUAGAUUAACAACAACCGAAAAGCUAACGCUUUUCAAAAAUUUACCAAAACCCAAACAAAUUGAAAUUGGUCCCACUGACGAAGUGGAGGAGAAUGUAACAUCUUCGUUGAACAAAACAAACAUAUCCCAGGAAAAGUUGGUGAAAAAAAUUCGUGCACCAGUUAAAAUAUCUCUACCCUCGCUGUCUGAGUUCAAAGAUGUUGAAGAAGAAAAAGAGGAGAAGAAGAGGCACAGAAUAAAACCUUCAGAGAAAGGAACAGGACUCUUUGCCAUUCUGCCUCCGCCAAAAGGAUCAAAAACGAAAGCCACUAUUAGAAGUUUGAUCCCUGAUGCCGUUAAAAAAGUAUCAAAGCCCUGGCCGGUGUUACGGUCAGAAAGAGUUGAACAAGUGUCAACUACGAUUUCAAGUGGAGAAACUAAGCCUAAUCUUACUUCUAUAACUCAUGACUCAGAUUCUGAUGAAGAAGAUAUUGGUACGAGAAAUGUCAAAGACAAAAUUCAAAAGAAUACAGUGGACUUUUUUUCAUUAGCGGAUAGCGGAAAAAUACAUCCAUGCAUUGAUGACUCUGAAAAGAAACUUUCAGAUCUUUUAAAAGAACCGCAAGAAGUUUCUCUUGAGUCGUGCACAAGUAAUACAAUCUUUGAAACUCUCACUCACACCCUCGCAGUGAAAGGACAUAACUUGCACAAUGAAAUACCGAAAAUGGGAAAUACCGUUCCUUCUUUGAUAGAAUGUAAAGAUGAAGGCACAAAAGCGGUUGAAUUUACAGAUAAAGUUUUAACAAGUAACGUAAUUAAUCUUCCUAAGGAAGAGAUAAUAAUGAAAAACAAAACAGAGGUUGGUCCCAAGUUACCGGUACCAGAGCAAGAAUAUAACGUUGAUUCGCAGGGCAAUGUAGCAUUCGAUGAUAAGGCUAUUCAAUAUUUGUGUGGAAGAAGAGGUAUGAAACGAAAAAAUAAAGACUUUGAUGAAGCAAACAUCAUUGAGAUAAACGGGGAAGAUAUUAAGCCGGAUGAGAGGGAAUGGCUCGUCAAAGCUUUGACCGAAGAACCAGCUGAGAGACCAGUUUCUAUGGAAGGAGCAGGCCCAAGCACACAAUCGAAGAAAAAACAUCAAAUUACCUACCUCGCUCAUCAAGCUAAGGCUAUGGAAGUUGAAUUGAAAAAUCAGUGGGCCCAGAAUAGGGUUACGAGAAAACAAACUCAAUCGAAGUACGGAUUUUAGACUGUGUUGUUUGGUUUUUUUCUCCACGAUCUACAGAAAGUGUGUGAUCAAACGUUUGAUAAUUGAAUCAAAAGAUUGCUCUCAAUUCUUAUCAGCUUUGGUAGGGAUGUCUACAUUGGUCGGUAAGGCAUAAAAUGAUAAAAUGACCAGGCUUUUAAUCAUGUUUUUAGUUAUUAAUCUAGAGUCGGCCAACAUAUACAGACUUUGAAUAAAUCACCAUUAAAAUGAGUUUCUAAUUGCUGUAA